AUGUGUGUGUUACGAAAGAGAGACAUGAGUGUGCUCCUGACCUACAAAAAAAUAAUUCUGUGCCCGAAGAAAAAAUUAAGCGCAGCAAAUCAGUUCUCUACAUAUUUCUACAUACCUCUUACAAACACGGUUACUUUUUUGACUGGUCCCUUUUGGGCCAACAGAAAAAUGGGCUCCCUUGAAGAGAUGGCUCAUUAUGAGAGAAAGUACACCCAAUACCAUGCUAUAGCCAAUCCGAUAAAAUUAUUUUUUUUAAAAAAGUAUUCGCAAAAUUGGAGUUCGUCCAUUCACCGUUGGAAGAUUCUUGAAUCUAUUGGGAAGAAUAAUCCAUCUUACUUGACUUCUUCCCAAGGAGACAACACAAAUUCGAAUGACACAACACAGGUGAGACGAAACACGUCUGAAAAGAAGAUGAAUGUAAAAACUUCAAAUGGUGAGUCAAAGUUAGAUGAAGAUUACUCAGGGAUAACACCAUAUGGCGAAGCAGAGAAAAUGCCAACAGAUACAGAGUCCCUUUUGUUUGAGAGGGACCCUGUUGCCAUGCAUCCCUGGAAGAAAAAGAGAAUGAACAACCCCCACUACAACAUAGAUCCUUCAGCCAAAACAAAAAAAAUACAAAUCUACUAUAACUGCGAAAUGACCGACAUGGAAAGAAAAAUUUGUAAAAUUAAAAAAUUCUUGCGAAAUGGAAAUCCCGUAGACAUUCUUUUAAUUUGUGAAAAACAAAGCGACUGCUACCAUAAGGUUAACCAAAAGAAAGAGGAGUGUGUAAAAAAAAAAAUUAACAAAACAAAUGAGGAAAAUACUUACGAAUGUGGAAUCACUUCGAUAUGCAAAGAUAAAAGUGACUUUACAAAUUCUGCUCUAUCACUACACCUAAGUGAAGCGAAGGGUUCCCCACAAGUGAAUGUCCGUGUGAAUUUCCUGAUGAGACACUUGGCCAAAAUAGCAAACGUGGAGGAAACAUUUUGGCAUGUCCAGAAUGGUAGGCGUGUCAUUCUGCUGAAGCUCUAUCCGAGAUGA
Messenger RNA from Plasmodium knowlesi strain H, 1023 nucleotides. RefSeq names its product translation initiation factor IF-3, putative. Gene Ontology annotation, biological process: translational initiation. NCBI's taxonomy places the organism in Eukaryota, Apicomplexa, Aconoidasida, Haemosporida, Plasmodiidae. The transcript has a single exon. The record is from RefSeq and is a predicted model, not a curated record. The coding region runs from base 1 to 1023 and encodes 340 amino acids.